This is a messenger RNA of Odobenus rosmarus divergens (Pacific walrus), 1918 nucleotides long. RefSeq names its product transmembrane 4 L six family member 1 (gene TM4SF1). The record is from RefSeq and is a predicted model, not a curated record. The transcript is spliced from 4 exons. Gene Ontology annotation, cellular component: membrane. NCBI's taxonomy places the organism in Eukaryota, Metazoa, Chordata, Mammalia, Carnivora, Odobenidae. Bases 79 to 606 code for a protein of 175 amino acids.
CGGGCACACUCUCGCCUGACUCGGGCCCUCACUGAGCUGCAGAGGGAAGAGGGAAAGCCUCCCAGACUCUCUGCCGCCAUGUGCUACGGCAAAUGUGCGCGAUGCAUCGGACAUUCUCUGGUGUGGCUGGCCAUCCUCUGCAUUGUGGCCAAUAUUUUGCUUUACUUUCCCAAUGGGGAAACGAAAUAUGCCUCUGAAAACCAUCUCAGCCGCUUCGUGUGGUUCUUCUCUGGCAUCGUAGGAGGGGGCUUGCUGAUAUUCUUCCCGGCAUUUGUGUUCAUGGGGCUGGAAGAGGAUGACUGCUGCGGCUGCUGUGGCCACGAAAACUGCGGCAAGAGAUGCGCGAUGCUUUCUUCUGUUCUGGCUGCUCUGAUCGGAAUCGCCGGAUCUGGCUACUGCGUCAUCGUGGCAGCCCUGGGCUUGGCGGAAGGACCACGAUGUCUUGAUACUUUUGGCCGCUGGAACUACACCUUUGCCAACACCGAUGGACAACAUAGAAAACCCACCUCUAAAAAAGAUCAUGAUGAAUGCAGCUGGAAUGUAAGGAGAAGGGCGAGUAUCACUAAAACAUUUUUACAGCUGUUUGAGUGUAUGUCCCUCCCCUGACCCACCCCAGCUUCUGUAAGAAAACUUUUACUUCUGUAUCAUUCCUCACUUCAACCUGUCCAAGGAUUUUAGUAUGGGAAAUAACUAAUGGUCACAAGCCAAUGAUUAAUUGCUCAAUGGACAAGUGGGCCAAAGAAUUUUUUUACACUGUGUCCUAAAAUUACAAAUUCUUUUCCCCACUGAUAGGCAGAAAGACAAAGUCAUAAGGACAGAGUUCUUUUUCUUUUUUAAUCAACAAAUUGAAUUUCUGAUUGGCUCAAUGACCAUUCAAAAUUAGGUCUCUAAUUCCAAGCCCCUUUGUUCUGUUGUUUCAGGAAAAACUGAUAAUAUACCAGACCUCUUUGUGGAAUUAAGUCAAUUAUAGAUUUUCUCACAUGAUUGAAUCCUUUCAUUAAGGAUCCAAAUGCUUUAUGAUGUAGCAAAGGCUGAGAUUCUAAGAGAGUAAUCAGAGAUAGAAAUUUUUCAGACUGUAAGAAUAUUCAGGUAUUUAGAAAAUCUCCUAAGUCACGUAUAUAUGUAUAUGACUUGUAUGUGUGUGCCUGUGUAUAUGUGUGUGUGUAUAUGUGACUUCAGCAUGGCUUGCUAACAUGACUUCAGAUUAUUUAUCAUUCAAUUACUUUUAAAAGUGUUGAGUACCUACUAUGUGCCAGAUACUGGUCUAGGGGUUAUAUAUACAAUGAUGAAAGGUCUGGUUCCUAUCUUCAUGGAGCUCAGACUUGUGGAACAGUUACAUAAGCAGGUAUUCUCUUGGCCUAGCUUAGUACCCUUCCUCACACUUGGUUAACCUGAUCAGUAUACUUGUUGCGUUGCGAUUGCAUCUUGUCUCCUCCCUUGGAGGCUCUGCUCUUCCAGGGCAAAGCCCAUGCCGUGUUCACCAUUAUAUCCCCAGCCUGGGCUUGAUGUCUAACUCACACUGAGUGCCUGAUAAUCUUUGCUGAAUUUUAUGUUUGUCCCUGCAACACGACCUGGGCUAAAUUCCUCACUUCAUGAAAUGACUAGGACUAGAAAAAUUUGAUACAGGUCAAUGAAUUAAUUCCUUUCUUUUUUUCUGAACGAAAAAGCACCACACAGAAAGUAGCUUAUGAGACAUCCCAUUAGGUGUGGUCAGGUGUCAGAAGUUUCUUUUUUUUAUCCACAGGUACCUUCUGGAUACCUCCACAUGGUCCCAGUGCAUUGAACCCAAGCAUGUUGUAGAAUGGAAUGUCUCUCUGUUUUCUAUCCUCUUGGCCCUCGGUGGAAUUGAAUUCAUCUUGUGUCUCAUUCAAGUAAUAAAUGGAACGAUGGGAGGAAUAUGUGGCUAUUGCUGUUCGCG